Messenger RNA from Megalopta genalis, 3349 nucleotides. RefSeq lists its product as uncharacterized. The record is from RefSeq and is a predicted model, not a curated record. NCBI's taxonomy places the organism in Eukaryota, Metazoa, Arthropoda, Insecta, Hymenoptera, Halictidae. Gene Ontology annotation, biological process: regulation of small GTPase mediated signal transduction; signal transduction. Gene Ontology annotation, cellular component: cytoplasm. Gene Ontology annotation, molecular function: GTPase activator activity.
UGGUGGUAAAUAUCAGACAGUUGAAUUCAUGGAUGUUCAUGGAUUCAGUUGGAUUGAUUGAACGAUCGUUUUGAUCAAUUAUGAAUGAAUGAAAGUAGUAUUGUCACAUCAUUUAUGUCGUACAUUAACGAAUUAUUUUGAUUACUGUACACAGAAUGAAGUAUAUUUGUGAUUUUAUGAAUAUAAUGGGUAUAGUAAUAGUGAAAUUGUUCAGACAAAGUGGAAAUAACCGCCGUUAACAAAAUUGUAACGAGCGUGCGUGUGAGAUUCAAAUAUGUUAAAGCGUGUUUAAGCUGUUGUUAUAUUAAUUUAUACAAUGGAAGAUUUUAAUGACAAUGUAGACGGUAAAUUAGCUUUUAGGAUGAGAAAAGUUAAUCCGGAACAAUUUCACACACUUGUCAAAAUGCAUCUAUCUUUUGAAUUGGAUCUCAAUACGGAAGACAAUGACUGCAUUAAUGAAAAAGCAAAGUUAAAAAGAUGGGGUCUUCUGGGCUUUGCAAAGAAACCUAAGUCAACAAUUAAUUUACAAAAGGGUAUAGAAGGGGCCAACUUAACCGAAGAUGGAAUUAAUCAAGUAAAACAAUUAAUAGAGUAUUUAUCCAAAGAACAAAAUAUUAUACAAGAGGGCAUAUUUCGGCGUACUGGUAAAUUAACAAGACAACAAGAUUUGAAAAGCACAAUGUAUCAAGGUAUUUCGUUAAGUCUCAAUGAUGGCCAAUAUAGUGUUCACGAUUGUGCAUCUGUAUUAAAAGGAUUUUUAGCAGAAUUACCAGAACCUUUGCUAUCAGAUUUACAUUACCCUGCACACUGUCAAAUUGCUGAAUUGUAUGGUUCUGACACAAGAAGCAAUGAUGCAAGAUUAUUAAGGUCUCUCCAGUUGCUUUUAUUACUUUUACCAUGUAUGAACAGAAUAUUACUCAAAUAUGUUUUAACACUCCUUAACAAAACAGCUAGUUUUGAAUGUAAUAACAAAAUGAAUUGUGAUACACUGGCUACACUUUUCACUCCACAUUUAAUGUGUCCAAGAAAGUUAUCACCAGAGGCUUUGCAUAUUAAUUCUCAAAAUUUGUCAUGUUUAGUUGCCUUUAUGAUUAGAAAAGGAAUUGAAUUAUUUGAAAUUCCACCAAAACUAGCUACAGACAUUAGAGCAUACUGGGUAGAACAGGAAAGAAAAUUAUUGAGCCCUAAAAAUAGUGAUUUGAAUGAAUCAAUACCAGAUACAACAGGUACAGCCCAUACUGUAUUUAGUUUUGUAGAUCACAAGUUAACAGCAAAAGCAAAUUCUACUCAAGAUACUCAAGCAGCUUUAGCACAGCUUUAUGCUCAUAUACAAGCUAUGCCAGAAUCAGCUAAAAAACGCAGAUUAGUAAAACAGUUUAAUAAAGAGAAUGGUCAAGGUACACCAAGACAGGUUAAAAAUUGUAGGACUAAGAGUCUUGGGGACUCCAUCAAGAAGCAUAUUUUUCAAAAAAAGAUUUUGGGGCAUAAAAAAUUCAUUGAUAUUAAUAUCAGUUGCAGUAUCACUAGAUCUAGCAGUGAAGAAAAUAUACUUUCAUCGAAUGUAGAAAGAUCAAUAAUCGAGAGAAAGGUUCUCUUCAGUAAAUCAGACGAUGAACUUAGCAUGGACAACUGUGAUAUGAGCAAUGACAGUAGCCUUCUCCAUACUAAACAUAUUAGUAAUAGUACUGGUAGCCUCAAUACUCCUACAUUGAGAAAUUACAAAGACAAGAGAAAGGCUAUGUUUAUUAAAUUCGCAGAUAUAAAAGAAGAGAAAUCAGAUGAAAGAUAUCACAAUUGGAGUCUAAAUAAUUCGGUUAAAAAAUGUGAACGAAAUUCUUGCGCAAAUGAUUCCAUAUUUUCCAAUAUAGGUGAUGAAACCACAUCUUUUCAUGAAGAGCAAUUUAAAAUUGACAAUUCGAGAUGCGAUAGUAAUACUGUAACUAAUAUUGUUAGAUUAUCUAGACAAUUAAGUGAACCACCAGACAUGUAUUCUUCUCAAAGUACUCUAUAUGAAACUAGAGAAAAUGAAUUAGUAAGACAAAAUUCAGAACCUACAUUAUCAAUAUCCAAGACAACCAAUGUAGAUGUGAUUUCUUCUAAGUAUUUUGAGGACAACAAAAAGCCAUUAGAACAUUCCAAAAUAGAAUUACAUCCUGAUAAUGCACGUGUUCAUUUAUCUCCCAUAGUUAAAAAUAGACUUUGGAAUAUAUAUGGUACUCAUACAUCAACACCAUCAAAUCUACUGCGUAAAAGCCUGGCCACUAAUGAUUAUAUGUUAACUCCUAUUACUAACAACGAUAAAAGCAUGAGUCCAAUUACACAAAGUGCCACUAAAAUGACAAAAGCUAUGCAGGAAACAAUGAUGACACCUCGAUCUAGAAAACCAGUAAUGAUGGUUUCAGGCUCCAACCUCUGCAAUCUUGCCACCAUUAAUAAUAGUUGUAAUCAACAUAAUUUAUCUAAUAAUAUACGUAGCUCGAAUCUUGAUGUGAUUGAAUCACUAAAUUGUACUUCAAUUCUGGAAGAAUCUCACAAACGUAAUAGCGAAGACAGUGAAAUUAUUUAUAAAAAGAACAUUGAUUUGGAAGAUAAAGAAAACAUUGGUAAAUAUAUGGAUGAGGAACAGAAAUUUCUUACAUCCACUAUUGACGAUUGUUGCGCAGUUACCCAACAAAGUAUAAUGUCUAUAACAAGUACCUUUAGAGAGUAUUUGUUGUCCAGAAGUGUUUUGACUGCCAGUCCCGUUGAUCUUAGUUUUACCUCGCGAACAGGAGAUUUUGAACAAUCAGAAUCUGACGUAAAUAUUUUAAAUGAUGACGGUCUUUCCGAUAGUUUACUUUGUUGCCUAAAUGGAAAUACUCCAGAAUCUGACACAUCUGGUAUUGCAUCUGGAAGCACUAAUAGUGCAAGUAAUUCCUCAGAAAAAAAUGAUGAAGUUGGAAAUUCACCAAGGAAACGGGCAACGAGUUUACAGCGAAAUGAUUCUAAACGAUCGAUUAAGGAAAACAGAGUAAUAAAAAGCAUACGAGGACAAGGUUUUAAACACAAACAAUUGAGCGAAUCAACACUAAAUUCGAUAAAAGUAAAAGAUACGUUUCAGGAGACUUCAUUUUAAUGCGUAGAUUGACACAUUUAAAGUAUAAAUGGGAAUCAACAUAUUACAAUGCUGAAGUGUUAAUGAUACGUUAAGUUUUAUAUCAGUAUACAAAAAUAUAAUUUUUCAUUAUACAUAUCGAUGAUGGUUUACAUGGUAAAGAGAAAAUUGACAAUACUUAAUAUUACUCGAAUUUAUAAUACUGACAGAUUUAUUUACCAAUGGUAUUUAAAAAUAAAAUAUCUAAGAUAUGAA